AUGGCCGAGGUGCUGACCGAGGCACUGCGUGGCGAGGCGGAGGACCGCAUGCUCGGGCUCGCAGGUGGUGCAGCCGCACCAGUCACAUGCGGGUGCGACCUGAGGACCUGGCGCUCCUCCUCGGCACGAGCUGCCGCCGCGUCCGUGCGUCUGCUGCGGGCUCUCGACGCCGUGAGGGGCGACGCGGCUGGGAUCUUCGCCGCAGCCCGUUCCGAGGACGCUGCGAUGGCUUGCCCAGUUUCGUUCAAGGACCUUGCCGGUGGGGACCCUCGCGGUGGUGCGAUUCAAGAUUUCUCGGCGGUGACCCUCGCUUACCACCUGGUGCAGGAGCAGCUCGACAUGGCGCAGCAGAGCACCACGCGCGACUCGGACGAGCACGGAGCCGACGCGUGCGUGCCUGGGGCGCUGGCCAUCUGCCUCGCGUGCAUCGUCGUGGUGAUCGAGAGGCGCAUGUGGCACUGGGCCGCGGGGCUCUACCAGAUUGCGCAGGCGCUGCUGCUCGGCACCGCGGAGUGCGCGGGGCCCUUCGCCGGGCCGGCGAACGGCACGGUCCAGGGGGCCACUUGGGAGCCACUGGCGGUGUGGCAGCGGGAUCCGUCGGCCUUCCUCGUCGACAUAAUGGCUCCUUUCGUCGAGAGCGACCUGUGGUGGCGCGGACGGCAGCCGGUCGAAGACCCUUUGGCGCACGCGCAGAAUGAAUCGUUGAGCCGAUGUGCCGGGCUGUCCGAUGGGCGCCAGGAGUGCGAGGCGGACGACCCCACGGGCGAGGGCGUGGUGCAGCGCGGCCCCUCCGAUGCGCCGCUGACGCAGGUGCUCGGCGUGGGGCUCAUGAAGGCCGGCAGCACGCUGGUGCUGCAGUCGCUGCGGGCGGCCACAGGCCUUCCAUCGGGCAUGGACUGCACCGCCCCUGGUGCGCUCUGGAGCGUCGAGCGCAGGCGGGCGCCGCUCUCGCGCGCGCUGGCGGCCUGCUCCGAGGAGGUCUUCAAAUGGGAGCUGGCGAAGGAUCCGCUCCUGACACCGCUGGCGAACCGGCUGGCUUUGGCGUGGCCGGCAGUGUCGCGGGCGGGCGAGGGGUUGCGAUUAUUUGCGGUUCUCGCUGGGCAAUUGGCCGAACCACGCCCGCUUCACCCCGGCGAAGCAGCUCUACCUGGACGUCGGGCAGCACGGCCUAAGGUACUCCGGCUACGUCGACGCCGCCGUGCAGCGCUGGGCGCUGAUCGUCGACGAGUACCUGCGCUGCCCCGGGCGCUUCGCGCUGGUGCGCUACGAGGACUUCUCUGCAGACCCGGCCGGGGCGGUGGAGCUGCUGCUCGGGCAGCUGGAGCUCGGACACCUCUGGACCCCCGCGGCCGCCGAGCGGGUGCGGCGCGCGUCGGCCGUGCGGUACCAGGCGGCGCGGGGCGCGCGCAGCGCGGAGGGGACGCCGCCACCGACUUCGGGCCGGGGCUGUUCCGCCGGCUGGCGUGGGCGGUGGCGCAGCGCGCCGUGCUCCUGGGCUACGGGCGCCCCGCGGAGGCGGGCGGGGAGCCCGAGGACCCCGUGGACAUGCCCGCGCUGCCAGGCCGCGCGUGCGGGGCGUGA
Messenger RNA from Prorocentrum cordatum, 1581 nucleotides. The record is from the annotation of a GenBank genome assembly. Lineage: Eukaryota; Dinophyceae; Prorocentrales; Prorocentraceae.